AUGUCUCGCAACAACUCCGUCGGCGCUCUCCAGGGCUUCUCAAUCUGCCAACCGUUCCUUGGCGCCUCCCUGCAGUUCUACCCUGCUUUGGGUACCCAGCAACUUGACGACCUCAUCAAUGCCUAUUUUCCUGGACCCGCCUCCAUCAAAGAGAAGAGGGCCACCGUUUCGAUGGACUUCUUUGAGUACUCCCAACUUACAGGAGAAACCUUUAAAUAUUAUCCCGUUGUGACACAGGCAGCGUCUGCCGGGUCUAGCCCCGUGCAGGAUUCCGGCUACGACUCCAACUUCGUUUCACCUGUCAUUUCGGACUGGAGCUGGUCCCAUUCGACGCCAAGCACUGUGUCCGUGUCAACUCCUACUUCGGUAGCCCAGGAGACGAAGCCCACAAAGAUCACAAAGAAGAGUGCUUCUGCUGCCGCCAAGUCACAAGCCAGCGACUUCUCUCAUCUCCCAGGAAUGAAGAUCAUGACCAAGGAUGGCCGCGAUGUCACCAAUUCUGCUUCUCGCGGCUGCAAGACGAAGGAGCAACGGGAUCACGCACACCUCAUGCGCAUCAUCAAGGCCUGUGAUGCUUGCAAGAAGAAGAAGGUCCGGUGCGACCCAAGCCACAAGAAGCGUACCGCAGCUGCGCAGGCGCAACCCGCCACCCCAGCUCGGCUAGCGAAGAAAGCCAGAACCUCGACUGCACCAGGUACUAGUACUGUCAAAGACCGACAAUCGCAGCAUAACAUAUCUCCGUCCUUGUUUACUGAGCCGAUCUUACCUGCUCUUGAGGUUGCCGACACAUCUUUCGACUUUUCCGAAUCCUGGGAGUCCUUCGUGCGGUACGACGACGAGGCCGUCAAUGUCACCCCCUUCGACUACGACUUCUUCUUCGACCCCGCGGGCCAUCUCUCUCCACAGUCAAGCCGUUCGCCCGCGACGCCCUCGGCCAUUUUCAAUCAACUACAAGCCAACCGCGACAUCCUCCAAACUGUCUCUGUCGCCGAUUCGUUCGAGAAUGCCGCACUACGUCCACCGACGCUACCGUACCUGGAUGCUUCAGGACCGGCCAACAACUACGUCGAUUUCAGCUUGUACUCCCCUGAGCCGAGCUUCUUGGACGACGACUCUGCUUUGGUCAACGAAAUUGGUGCCUCCAACUUUGGUCAGGCUUCGUCUUUGCGCCCAAGCUUGACCCAAGAUCGCCGGCCUAACCUUGGCGCCUCCUCCACCAUCCAUCCAGAUGCCUGCCGAAGCCGGUCAGCACAAUCACCGCUGGUGACAUAUGGCAGUCAUGAUGGAGCCCUAUCGCACCAGUCCGCCAGCGACGUUACUACGAGACUGACUUCCUCUGCCCGCGCUGCGCUGGCCAAUAGUUCCAACACGUCACUAGCAAUCGCACAAGGCGGAAGCUUCAACGCGUCUCCGGUUCGAGCAGUGCCCAGCCAAGUACCGCUACCCACCAUUGCUUCUUCAGAUCGCUUCUCGACACUGUUCGAGGAGCAGUCUUAUUACGCGACUACCACGGCGACAAUUUCUGGUGAGAGCGUUGGCGAGACCACGGCCACGCCAGCACGUGGCGCGCGGGUUGCCAGCACAUCGUCGGCGAUUAGUCGUGGCACGUCUGCGCCGCUCAGCUCCCGGUCUUCGCUCACGAAGGUGACUGGAGUGCAGAGCGCGAUUGAGGCCAUGGUCGGCGAUCAUGUAGUAAUCGCAUGCCGCGCUCUUGUCGAUCAGCUGUCCAUGACACAGGCACUAUUGUCUGCAGUACUGAUUGUGGCAGUUUUUGGCAAGAUUGGCACUUCACUGGAAGCCCGAGCACUUGCUGGUGGCCUUGUCCAGAUCCUCUUUGGCCUCGUUAUGUAUAAGGCCUACUACCCUUACUCAAGUCUCCAUGGCUUGAGACCGCAACAGAGCCGUCUCAGUACCACGCCAAAGCCGCAAGGCUUCAGCGACAGCGCGAGGCUACUCUCCUGCGUCAGCACGAGACUACGACACACCCGUCGCCAGAUUGCCGCGGCAAACCCCCGGGCGAGCCCGGCAGUUGGGCCCAGGCUUCUGCGCUUCGCGCAAGUGCUCUAA
Messenger RNA from Colletotrichum chrysophilum, 2067 nucleotides. RefSeq lists its product as uncharacterized. The transcript is spliced from 2 exons. Bases 1 to 2067 code for a protein of 688 amino acids. The record is from RefSeq and is a predicted model, not a curated record. NCBI's taxonomy places the organism in Eukaryota, Fungi, Ascomycota, Sordariomycetes, Glomerellales, Glomerellaceae.